This is a messenger RNA of Hevea brasiliensis (rubber tree), 1558 nucleotides long. Its product is annotated as putative F-box protein At3g23950. The transcript has 2 exons. Bases 341 to 1408 code for a protein of 355 amino acids. Lineage: Eukaryota; Viridiplantae; Streptophyta; Magnoliopsida; Malpighiales; Euphorbiaceae. The record is from RefSeq and is a predicted model, not a curated record. Gene Ontology annotation, molecular function: protein binding.
AAACUUUGUUUCAAUAUUGCAAAGUUACAAAGUGACAAAUUAAAGAUCAGAGCCGAUUCGUUGUAAGGGGCUGAUUGUGAAAUUAAGCCAAACAAGGUACUAGGUUGCAGAAAAUGGUCAAAGCCUUUUCCCAAGUUUCCUUCUUUAACACUUUUCAAGGGCCCAAAUAGCCACACCGGAGAAAACAACACACGCUCUCUCUCUCUCUCUCCUCCCUCCCUCCCUCCCUCCCUCCCUCCCUCAUCGUCUCGAUCACCAACUCCUGUCGAUCAAUAUCUUGCAGAAGGAAAAAGAAAUCAAUUGAGUUAGCAACUGGUUUCAAAUUUUAUUUGGAAGUUAAAUGGAUCGAGGAAAGAAACCUACCACGUUCUUUGCAAACAGAAAUAACAAGAUUUACAUGGACCUCAAAGAUAUUAUUAGGGAGAAUACUCUUCGUUACCUUCCGGCUAAAUCUCUCCGUCGAUGCACUAGUGUUUGUCGGGAGUGGAAGCUUUAUAUCUCAACUCCUUUCUUUGCUCACAGCCAGUCGAAUUCUUUCCAUGAUUUGUCUGGCUUCUAUUGUCAAUCUCAUUCAUCCCAGCCAUCAUUUAUUUCCCUUGACCCAAUUGCAUAUGGGGUUCCAGACCCAUCUUUGAAGUUUUUGCCUGAACCAGUUGACAUUAGGUGUUCUUCCAAUGGACUUCUCUGCUGCCAGGGUCGGACUGGAUACAAAGCCUAUUACAUCUGCAAUCCUGUUAUCCAGCAGUGGAAGAAACUUCCUAAACCUGAUGCUAACCAUGGUUGUGACCCCGCCCUUGUGCUCGUCUUUGAGCCUUCAUUACUGAACUUUGUGGCUGACUACAAGCUCAUUUGUGCAUUUCAAUCUGAUCUGGAUGGAUAUGAAUUUGAUAUUUAUUCAUCUGCUGAAGGAUCUUGGAGAACUUCUGGUGAGAUUUGCUUUGGUAAUCGGCAGAUUGUUCCUAGUACAGGUGUUCAUGUUGAUGGCAUUGUUUAUUGGCAGUCAAGGAGUACAAUUGUUGCUUUUGAUCUGACGAGUGAGCGGUCAACUCUCAUUUAUUCCUAUUCAUCUGGUUCUCUGGGUAAGGUGAAUGGGAAGUUGUGUUCUGCUUCCAUACAAGGUUCAAAAUUAACAAUAGCAGAGCUGUCAAAUCCCUACACAAACACAAUGCAAAUGCAUAGCAAAACAAGAGCAUGGUCUGUGAAAAAUGUAACUUUAAACGAUUCAGUGUUUGCUGGUCAGACUGAUCAGAAAAGUGUAUUGUUUAUCGGUGGUAAAAUUGUGGUGAUACGAUUGGGGAGUACACUCAUUUCCUACGACACGAGGACGAAUGAUAUCAAACAAUUGGCAACUGAAGUUGAUUAUGAUCCAAGAAUGAUUCCCUAUGUGAAUAGCCUUGUUGAGGUAUAGUUUAGUCUCCCUAAGUUAAAAAUUUGACAUUGUGCAGUCAUUGCUGGGGGUCUUGGUUUGGAACUUUUCAAUCUUUAUAUUCAUCAGAACUUUAUCUUGGGGUUGUUUAUGACUUUCUAAUUUAAUAUCUACUUAUCCUUUCAGUGCCAA